This is a messenger RNA of Balaenoptera musculus (blue whale), 3807 nucleotides long. RefSeq names its product serine palmitoyltransferase long chain base subunit 1 (gene SPTLC1). The coding region runs from base 60 to 1403 and encodes 447 amino acids. The transcript has 15 exons. The record is from RefSeq and is a predicted model, not a curated record. Gene Ontology annotation, molecular function: serine C-palmitoyltransferase activity; pyridoxal phosphate binding. Gene Ontology annotation, biological process: ceramide biosynthetic process; sphingosine biosynthetic process. Gene Ontology annotation, cellular component: endoplasmic reticulum. NCBI's taxonomy places the organism in Eukaryota, Metazoa, Chordata, Mammalia, Artiodactyla, Balaenopteridae.
CGCGCAAUAUCUGACGUGCCUGCGGCCCGCCUUCCGGAAGGAAACCCUGGCGGCUAACUAUGGCGACGGUGGCGGAGCAGUGGGUGCUGGUGGAGAUGGUACAGGCGCUCUACGAGGCUCCUGCUUAUCAUCUUAUUUUGGAAGGAAUUUUAAUACUCUGGAUAAUCAGACUUCUUUUCUCUAAAACUUACAAGUUACAAGAACGAUCUGAUCUUACAGUCAAGGAAAAGGAAGAAUUGAUUGAAGAGUGGCAACCAGAACCUCUUGUUCCUCCUGUCUCAAAAGACCAUCCUGCUCUCAACUACAACAUCGUUUCAGGCCCUCCAAGCCAUAACAUUGUGGUGAAUGGAAAAGAAUGUAUAAACUUUGCCUCAUUCAAUUUUCUUGGAUUGUUGGAUAACCCGAGGCUCAAGGCAGCAGCUUUGGCAUCUCUAAAGAAGUAUGGUGUGGGAACUUGUGGACCUAGAGGAUUUUAUGGCACAUUUGAUGUGCACUUGGAUUUGGAAGACCGCCUGGCAAAAUUUAUGAAGACAGAAGAAGCCAUUAUAUACUCAUAUGGAUUUGCCACCAUAGCCAGUGCUAUUCCUGCUUACUCUAAGAGAGGGGACAUUGUGUUUGUAGAUAAAGCUGCCUGCUUUGCUAUUCAGAAGGGAUUACAGGCAUCACGUAGUGACAUUAAGCUAUUUAACCAUAAUGAUAUGGAUGACCUGCAGCGACUAUUGAAAGAACAAGAGAUUGAAGAUCAAAAGAAUCCUCGCAAGGCUCGUGUAACUCGACGUUUCAUUGUAGUCGAGGGGUUAUAUAUGAAUACUGGAACUAUUUGCCCUCUUCCAGAAUUGGUUAAGUUAAAAUACAGAUAUAAAGCAAGGAUCUUUCUGGAGGAAAGCCUUUCGUUUGGAGUCCUGGGGGAGCAUGGCCGAGGAGUCACUGAACAUUUUGGAAUCGAUAUUGAUGAUAUUGAUCUUAUCAGUGCCAACAUGGAGAAUUCACUUGCUUCUAUUGGGGGUUUCUGCUGUGGCAGGUCUUUCGUAAUUGACCAUCAGCGACUUUCCGGCCAGGGAUACUGCUUUUCAGCUUCAUUACCUCCCCUCUUAGCUGCUGCUGCAAUUGAGGCCCUCAACAUCAUGGAAGAAAAUCCAGGUAUUUUUGCAGUGUUGAAGGAAAAGUGCAAACGAAUUCAUAAAGCUUUACAAGGCAUUUCUGGAUUAAAAGUGGUGGGUGAGUCCAUUUCUCCAGCAUUUCACCUCCAGCUGGAAGAGAGCACUGGGUGUCGAGAAAGAGACGUUAAACUACUUCAGGAAAUAGUAACUCAAUGCAUGGACAGAGGCAUCGCGUUAACUCUGGCGCGCUACCUGGAGAAAGAAGAGAAGUAUCUCCCUCCUCCGAGUCCACAGACCCCGUGACAUCUGAGGAGGCUGCCACGGGUUCCAUGCACAGUGCAGAGGAAGCCCUGGAGUCAGGUCAUCUAGAGGAGAACCAGCAUCACCACCUGCCAUCCGUGUGAACCUGGAGAGUGGCUUAAACUGACUGUGCCUCAGUUUCUCCAUCUGUGAAAUGAGAGUAAUCGUGCCCCAGCCCACAGAGCCGUUGUGAGAAUUAGGUGAGACGAUACAUGCAAAUACUUUAAAUUGCACCUGAUGUGUAGUAAGUACAAAAUAUGUGUUAUUAUUAUUAUUAAUGAUAAUAAUGUGAAUGAGACAAAUUGGCAAAAAGAACUCGAUACAGGAGUGCAGAUCUCUUACCUCUUACAUGAUCCAGUAGGAAAUCACUCCAGGAGGGCUUAGGACUUACAUGACAUCCAGGUCCGUGAUUUUUCCUGCAACUGCUUUAUGGAAGCCACCCCAAAUACUGAAGACUGAAGGAGUAUUUCUGUCCCCUUAAUUCACAUGCACGGCUUAGAACCAGCUUCCUGCAUGUUCUGUUGACAAUCCAGAUCUCCUGGCAGUUAAUUCCAAGCCCACCCCUCCAUCUCCCACACGGGGGCUGAUAGCUGAGAAACUGAGUGUCCCACCCACCCUGGGGGCUGGAGCUGAAGAGAGAGACCUCUGUUCAAAUUCCCAGCGUGUUUAGGCUCUGAUGCCAGUGAAAGUGAAAGAGGCAGUUAAAGUGUGGUGUGUUGUCGGGUUUCCCAGCUCAUUGCAGGUAAGAAAGACUUGUAUUUGCAGCUUGGCCCUUUCUCAGCUCACAAGCUCAGAACUAGUAGAGGUCUGGAGGCCAGGCCUCCCAACAGGCUGCCUCCAUGCAGGCAGGCCUGAGUCCCCUACCGGGAUAGCAGAGAUGUCUCUCUAUCUGCGCAUCUUAACACUGCUGCUGCUGCUGAGCUGAGUUGAGUUAGAACAGGGCUGAGUUGCCAUUUCCACGGCUUCAGAUCUGUGGGUGAUACAUCAUUUUAUGGCUGUCACAUCUGCCUCUUCCACAUUCUUGAUUUCUUUUGUUCAAGUGAAGAGAAAACCCUCAUUUGCCCUGUGCAAUCGACCCACAGUCUCUGCUUGGAGCUGAGCACCAGGGGAUUGGUGAGUGCACGUGGCCCACGGUUCCUCCACAUCUGUUUUCUGUCCCUUAGUGGCUGGGUGGCCUCCCGGCUCGUCUGACUCCCCAGCUUAGAUGGAUGUGCAAAGUCCUUAUUCUUCGUCCCUGGGGAUGAGGAGCCUUGCUUCCUCGUUGUUUACAUUUUUAAAAUUACACAGUGAUUACAUGUUCAAAUUAAACAUCCGAACAAUAAGGAGGCAUGAAGAAUAAAACUUGAAAAUCCUAUUUCCACCCAUUCCACUCCCCUUCCCAGGGGUAACUCUUAUUCACAGUUCAUUGGAGAUCCUCCAGGACCGGUUUCUAUUUACAUAUAUACCUAUAUUCAAAUAGAUUUUUUAAAAUGCAGAACAACAGCCUUGUUCUUGUUCCUUGUUCUGACUUAACCUAGGAAUUUUUCUAUACCAGGCCUUCAUUCCUUUUACUUUAUGAAGAGUAUUCUGUAGUUUGGAUGGGUUACAAUUUAUUUGACUAAUUUUCUUUUCGUAGACAUUUAAGUUUCUUAUUUUUUUCCUACAACAAACAAUGCUGAAAUGAACAUCCUGGAACAUGUAACUAUAUGUGCCUCUGUGGGAAUUUCUACGAUGUGGAUUUUAGAAUUGAAAUCUUGAGUCCAAGAGUUUGCAAAGUCUUUCUUUGGAUAGGUACCAACAAAUAGUUUUAUCAGAUAUCUAUAUGACAAGUUUUUUUAAUUUCUUUUCUUGACUUUGUUAUCUUUCUCUCUACAACUAUUUCAAAUUUUAAUGCUAUCAAGUCCGCCAGUCUCUUCCAUUAUGGCCUGGAAAUUUUGCCUUGCUAAAAAAGUGUCCCCACCUCACAAUUAUAAAAAGGCCAUCCUUUCUCCUUCAAAUACUUCUUCGUAUGGAUCCAUAGCCACUUGGUGAGCCGUUUGUCUUGCCUUGACUAAUGUCAGAACUUUCCAACUAUUGUUGAUUUCUAAUAUGUUUUUGUAUCUGGUAGGACAAGUCUCCUAUCUUUCUCUUGUUCGAAAUAUUCUUUGACAUUCUCACACUUUUUCUCUUCUGGAAGAACGUUAGAAUCAACUUAUCAUAUUUUAAAAUCAGCACGGUUGUAUCUGCACCAUACAGCCUUCAAACAUGUUGAUGGAGACCUUAAUUCUCUCAGGCACAAACUACCUGAUGAGAUCAAAUGCUCCAACCAGCUGUGCUGAUGGAAACCUCUUCUGAACAUGCUAGAAGAUCCACAGGGAGGGACUUCCCUGGCGGUCCAGUGGUUAAGACUCCACGCUCCCAAUGCAGGGGGCACAGGUUCAGUCCCUGG